GGCGCAGCUGUUCCUCACGCGGGUGAGCAAGUGGCAAGUGCAUCUUGAGUGGCUGCAGAAAACUGCAAGUGAUCGUAAAUGUGCGUGACAUUCAAUACCUGGAUAUACCACAAAAUAUACGGUAUAAAAUAUAUAUCAAAUUCACUAGUCCUUAUUCAGGGUCCAGCGCUGUGUUUCAUCUUACUGAUCGCACGGUACAGAGAUAAUUAAUCAGUAUAUUUAAAUAACAAUAAAAAUUUUAAAGAUAGUUGUGAAAAAAAUAUUUGAAUAAUUAAAUAAAAAAAAUCUAACAGUAGAUAAAUUAAAAUAAUUAAAAAGGAAGAAAUCGUUGGAGAGUAAACAUAGAUCUAGAAUGUAGAUCUUAAGCCUCGCCGUGACAGAAGCCAAAUUUAUCUCCAUGUCCGGCAUUGUGAUUUAAAAUAAGAUUUAAAUAUUUACCAGCCGUGCUUUCUAAUUAAUAGUCCAUGUACAUAUUUGUGUGGAUAUAAAUAACAAUGAAUGAGAAAAUUAACUCGGUGAAAGUAUGACACUUUGCAUUUACGCUAGUUUUUAUAAAAAACCUGAAGGUUAAGUUCCGAGCUAAGAAUACGAUAAUUGUAAUGCUGGUAAUUAUUAUUAUUACAACAAGUAAUAACUAACGAGAAGUAUCACCAAGGAUAAAUCAUCGCUAACCAAUUGAUCAGCAAAAAAGUGAUCGGACAAUGUCCAUGACACAGCUAUUGAGACACUCGUCGCAUAUUAAUGGAAAUUCAUGACGUAAAAAUGUUGUCUUAAUAAAUAAAUAAAUAAAUAAAUAAAUGAAUAAAUAAAUAAAUAAAUAAACGAGAGUAGACAAUUGCUUUUCAAAUAAAUACCCCGACCCCCAAAUCCAAAAUGGCCGAAGACGAAGGAACCGAGUGGCUGUUGGAAUUGCUGCGAGACGUCCAGCUCUCACAAUUCUACACACGAAUCCGAGACGACCUCCAGGUGACCAUGUUGCACCACUUCGACUAUGUCCAGUCGGAGGACCUGGAGAAAAUCGGGCUAGGCAAGCCAGGAAUCCGGCGCCUGAUGGACGUGGUGAAGAAGAAACGCGCUGCGCAAAAGAAGAAAAAUUUGAUCACCAAAAUCCGUCCGGGAAGUAGCGGUAAGACCAGCAAGAGGUCUUCUACCGCAGUUUCUGCAGAAACAUCACUCCUGACUUGCUUGAUCCAAGACAAAGACGUCACCUUGUCCGUCAAACUGGGUGACGGAAGCUUCGGCGUGGUCCGUCGAGGAGAAUGGACCUCUCCAACAGGACGAACUCUUCCCGUGGCUGUAAAAGUUCUGAAAGCAGACGCACUGACCCAGCCGAGCGUGAUCGAAGACUUUGUGUCUGAAGUCCAGGCGAUGCACACUCUGGACCACCAUAAUCUAAUCAGACUCUACGGAGUAGUUCUGUCCCAGCCGAUGAUGAUGGUGACUGAGCUCGCGCCUCUCGGAGCGCUCCUGGACUACCUCCGGAAGCAAUGCGGGCAUAUUUUGAUCCUAACCAUGUGCGACUACGCGCUGCAAGUUGCUACAGGAAUGGCUUACCUGGAGGCUAAGCGAUUUCUCCACCGGGAUCUGGCGUGUCGCAACGUUCUGUUGAGCUCAGUUGACAAAAUAAAGAUCGGAGACUUCGGGCUGAUGCGAGCCUUGCCCCAGCAGGAAGACUGCUACGUGAUGACCGAGCAUAAGAAAGUUCCCUUCCCCUGGUGCGCGCCCGAGUCUUUGAAAGCUAGACAAUUCAGCCACGCUUCCGAUGUCUGGAUGUUCGGUGUGACUCUCUGGGAGAUGAUGACCUUCGGUGAAGAGCCCUGGGUCGGUCUGAACGGCUCGGAGAUCCUCAGGAAGAUUGACCGGGAAGGCGAACGGCUGUACGAACCAGAAGCCAGUCCUCCGGCGAUUUACCAGCUGAUGUUACGCUGCUGGGCGCGGGACCCUGCGGAGAGGCCGAGUUUCGCUUCGCUUCGCGAGUCACUGACCGGGAUGGUUCCGCCUGUUAUGAAAGCUCUCAACCGCUUCGAGGAAACUGACAAGAUGAGCAUCGAGCAGGGUGACCAGAUUGUCAUUAUUGAUGGUCGUCCGGAGAACUACUGGUGGAAAGGCCAGAACCAGAGGACUUUCCAGGUCGCGGCGUUCCCCAGGUGUCUCGUUGAUCCGAUGCGUCGCAAACAACCUGAGGACAUCAGCAAGCCCCUGGAGAACUCGUUUAUUCACACGGGACAUGGAGCUCCCUUUGGAAAGAGCUGGGGAAGUCCUCAGUUCAUUGAUGAUGUCUACUUGAGGAAUCCUAUGGAGCCGCCAGAUGUCGUUGGGGUUAUUGAAAAGAAGUUUGCUCACAGCGCAGCACGCUCGAGGAAGCAGUUUAAUUAUACCAGGUUUCAAAACGACUUGCGUUCUAGUCCAGUUAAAACUUUAAAUACUAAUGCGCAGGAAGGCAGUCUUAUUGACUUAUCGCCUGAAGAACUGGCUCUUAGUGCCAGUGGGUUGAGAUCUGAGUCAUGUAGGAGGGUGGUUAAUAUACUUGAUGAGCCUAUUGAAGGUGAAGAAGAUCCGACCUAUGAAAACUUUCCAGGUAAUUCUUCUCAAGAUCCUUUUGACACUUCACGGGUGUUCGUGAACCCCUCAAGAUACUACAGCCACGUCCCAGACUCAGGACAGUCUUACAUGAACGUCCAGGAAGACAAGUCUCAAUACUCAAGCGAGAUAACUCAGUACUCAAUAAAUCUGAACAAAGAUAUCAGAAGCGAGAAUACUAAUUUAAAUGUCAAUUUACCUGACACUGAACAUACCAGAGAAAUUUAUAGCGAGGUUAAUAAAUUACAGACCACUUGGCCGGAAGAUUUGCCAGACCAGCAGUACGCCAACGUUCGUCCUACGACAAGUCAACCCCCAGUGCCGCCUAUCGGGCCUAAUGAAAGCCCCUCGAAGCCAAAAUCUAACCACGACAUCGCUCAGACCAUGAGCGAGUUGACUAUCGAGACUGAUACGACCAAGAAACUGGACCCGGCGUUCCUGGCGGAGCUGGAGAAGCAUUUAGGCGCUAAAGAAGUUUGUAAAAACUCGAAUGAACUCCAGGUGAGACUUAGACCACCUCCACAGUCUAAACGAUCUCCUCAAGGCGCAAAUUCACCAAUGGCUUUGCCAACUAAGGUCCAGAACUCUUGGCCGAGUAAGAAUGUAAAUGUAAGACCUGUAAGUCAAAAUUAUUCAGCGUCUGGGAGUAAUAAUGUCCCGGAAAGUUCUACAGAUGCUAUUAUUGGGCAGAUGUGGCAGCAGCAAAAUUACUCAGCUAAUCAAAAUAUUUCACAAGUUGAUCGUGGUCAGUCUUCUAAUUUGCUACAGAUUGCUAGCAGACCAAAUUACUCGAGUAACUUCCAGCAGAACUUCACAUUACCGACAUUGACGCACGUGCAGAAUGAUUUGCAGCCCACCAGAGCAGCGCCUCCUAGACCAUCAAAUGUUCCUGCUGGAGCGCUUCUUUCCGAAAAAGUAUACGCUGAAUUGAGGGAAACAGUGCCAAAUUUAGAUCAGUUGUCCCAGAGUGAAUUUAAUACUCUUUAUAAUAAGACUGUCCAGCAGAAUAUUCUAAGAAAUCAACAGCAGCAGCAAGCUAUAAAUUUAAACCCUAGUAUUAAUGGAAAUGUUGGUAACAGUAAUGGUAAUAUGAUUAAUCAGAGCCAAACAUUACCUCGUAAUUACGGCACGCAGGUAGAUCACCCGUUUGAUUUUAGUCCGAAUUUAAAACAGCCACCGGUUUACAAUCCUCCUCCCGCGUGGAGCCCGAAGACUCCUAAUGGGUUUAAAAAUAAUGCUCAGGCUAACUUGAUACAAUUCACCCCUUCAAGAUCUCCAGGGGCUGCUGGACCAGCGAGAAGCUUGCUUCCGAUGAUGAAUGAGACUGUUGUUAAUACUCAGCUGGCACCUUCGACGUCAGCGUAUCCUUCUGGAGUCAGUCCGCCGUUGACCGGCGCCUCACAGCAGUUAGUUAUGUCACUCAAUGAUGAAUUUCGCGCGAGCAAGGUUAUGAAAGUACAAAAAGACACAGGAGAUGCUUCCCAGAAAGAAAUUUUGGCUGCACUGCAAGCUACUGGAUGGGAUACCAACCAGGCUUCUAAACAGAUUCUUAAAGAUCGUCAGGCGAAAAUCGAAUCGCUGUCAAGGUUAGGUUUGGCGAGCAAGCAACAGUGCGAAGGUGCCUUGAAACAAACAGAGUAUGACGUGGAACUAGCUGCUUCUUUAUUAUUAGACCGAGUGAGAUAGAUCAUCAACGAAACGAACAAAAUACAGUAAUCAAACGUUUUUAAUUAGAAGUUAUGGAUAUAAUUAUAUGUUGAUAUUAUUUAAAUAAUAUUCUGUGAUAUAUGCUACUAAAGGCUCUAGAUUUUACUGUUCUGUAGCUCUUAAUUGACAUUCUUCUUAAAUUUAUUGGUCAAUUAACCAAGAAGUUAUUGAUCAAAUAAUUGAUUAUUAAUUAGCAUCAAUAAGAUACGUAUUAGCAUGUAAAUAUUUAAGUAUUUAUUAAUGUUAAUGAUAAAUUACGUGAUCUAAAUUGACAAUCGCUCUCUUGAUUUAAAAUUCGUUUCCGUGAUUUAUUUU
Molecule: messenger RNA, 4602 nt
Organism: Cotesia glomerata
Lineage: Eukaryota; Metazoa; Arthropoda; Insecta; Hymenoptera; Braconidae
Gene: Ack
Exons: 5
Coding region: 874-4266 (1130 amino acids)
Biological process (GO): protein phosphorylation
Molecular function (GO): ATP binding; protein tyrosine kinase activity; protein binding
Source: RefSeq, a predicted model, not a curated record